Humulus lupulus (European hop) is the source of this 1144-nucleotide messenger RNA. RefSeq lists its product as uncharacterized. The coding region runs from base 59 to 937 and encodes 292 amino acids. The record is from RefSeq and is a predicted model, not a curated record. Lineage: Eukaryota; Viridiplantae; Streptophyta; Magnoliopsida; Rosales; Cannabaceae. The transcript has 5 exons.
AAAGAGAGAAGAGAAGAAAGAAAUCUAUAUAACUAUAUCUCUAUGUUGCAGAGAGCAAAUGGCCACUCGUUUACCUCACUUCGUAUGCACUGUUCAAUUCCCUUUUCUUCUCAGAACCAAACCUUCUUCCUCUGCUUCAACCAGGCCCUUUACAGUCUUCACUUCCAUUAAGAUGGAAGGGAAUGAGAUAACGGUGGAAGAAGCUACCGGUUCCAAUAUCAGCAGAAAGAAGAAAAUUUUCGUGGCUGGGGCUACUGGAAGUACUGGUAAACGAAUUGUUGAGCAGCUUUUGGCUAAAGGGUUUUCGGUGAAAGCUGGGGUUAGAGACUUGGAGAAGGCUAAAACAACGCUUUUCAAGGACAACCCAGAUCUUCAAAUUGUUAAAGCUGAUGUAACAGAGGGUUCUGAGAAGCUUGCAGAAGUGAUAGAUGAAGAUUCAGAUGCUGUAAUUUGCGCCACAGGGUUUCGGCCGGGCUGGGAUUUGUUUGCUCCAUGGAAGGUGGAUAAUUUUGGCACAGUCAAUCUUGUUGAAGCUUGCCGUAAACGAAAUAUAAACAGAUUUAUUCUCAUCAGCUCCAUUUUAGUCAAUGGAGCUGCAAUGGGCCAGAUACUUAAUCCUGCUUACAUAUUUCUAAACGUCUUUGGACUCACCUUGAUAGCCAAGCUUCAGGCAGAGCAAUUUAUCAGGAAAUCUGGAAUAAACUACACAAUAAUAAGGCCAGGCGGGUUGAAAAAUGACCCUCCAACUGGAAAUGUAGUGAUGGAGCCAGAGGACACUCUUUCUUCGGGCAACAUAUCGAGAGAUCAGGUUGCAGAAGUCGCUGUUGAGGCACUAAUACAUCCCGAAGCAAACUACAAAGUCGUGGAGAUUGUUGCACGUGCUGACGCUCCCAAGCGUUCUUAUGAGGAUCUUUUCGGUUCCAUUAAGCAGCGGUAAUGUUUGUGUUUAAAUUCCAAACUUCAUUCUGCCAGAGGAAUAGUUCGAAAUCUAUAGUUGAUUUUCGUGGCAGACAAUUUAUUGUUUGUCUUCCCCUUUGUAUCAUUAUAUAUAUUGGCGUGAUAUCUCAUACUUUCAGAAAGAUAUAAGCUGGGGAAGCUUUCUGUUUAUAGAAUGAUUAAGAGCUAGCUUGUUUGUGUGCCAUAA